AUAAUUAAUAGUCGGUAUUUAUAAUAAAUGCAUAGCUGUUCCAGAAGUUGCAUACUAUUUGAAACUUGCAUAUUUAAUUUUGCAAUAAAUUCACGGCUGUAUUACGGGUUGCAUACUUUAAGGGGGGAGGGAGUUUAAAUAUUAAUAUGAAAUAAAUAAAUAUAUAAUUAUACUAAUACAAUAAAUAAUAGUUAAUACAAUGCGAAUUAUUUUUUAUAAUUUUUUUCUUUAUGCCAUUAAGAUUCGUCAGAUGACACAAUCUUCUAAGGCAAGGGUCGAUGUACAUCGAAAAGAUAAUGUUUUAUGCUUUAUUUUGUUAAUUCUAACUAAAGAAAAUGAACUAUUGGUACUUGGAAGAGGAUUUCUUAGUUUUUAUUUGCCAUAUUUUAUAUACAUGYGUAAAGACACUCGACAUAAUUGGCAAAAAUCACCUCGUCCUGGUACCUAAACUGAUUGAAAAAGUUAUCGUCCACAAAGGGUUAAAUUUACUUCAAUGUUGAAACAAAUUGUUAAUGUUCUAAUAUAAAAAAUAUCAGGUUUAAAACGUAUCACUUAUUUAUUUUUUUUAAUUUAAAUAGGGCUGUAACACAGUUAAAUGGAUACGAGAGCGAAAGGAACUUAUUAAAGGUAGAAAUGCCUUCGGCAGAAACCAGACGAAGAAUACGAAAUCAGCACACCAGAGUAGCGUUUUCUGGAGCGCCGGUAUCUGGAAGACAAACAGAUUUCCCGCUACGGAUAUUAGUGCAGUCCGAUAUGGUCGGAGCAAUCGGACGACAGGGGUCCACGAUUCGUCACAUCACGCAAUCGUCUAGAGCAAGCGUCGAUGUUCACCGGAAAGAUAACGUUGGAUGCGUUGAAAAAGCCAUUACAAUUUAUGCUAAACCAAAGAAUUGCACAAACGCGUGCAAAAAGAUUCUUGAGGUCAGGCAACAAGAAACAAGAAACAAAGGAGAUAUUACGUUAAAAUUUCUAGCACACAAUAAUUUAAUCGGACGUAUUAUUGGCAAGGGUGGUAAUACGAUUAAAAGAAUUCUGCAAGAUACUAAAUCUAAGAUCACUGUUAGCAAUAUCAAGGAUAUUAAUAGCUUCAAUUUAAAAUGGAUAAUCACAGUAAAGGGAACAAUUAAUAAUAUGAGCAAAGCAGAGUCAAUGAUCUCUAGCAAAUUGCGCCAAAGUUACGAAAAUGAUUUAGAAGCUAUGGCGGUAAGUUAUUUUACUUAUCCUCAAACGAUGAUGUUUCCGGAUGGACCAACACUAUACACAUAUACAAGCAACCUACUGUCCUCAGCCGUACCUUCUGGGGAUUCCCAGUAGACAACGUUCCUUUACAUACCUAAUAGCACUAAGGGAUCACAUAUUAGGAAUACCUUCAGGUUUUCCGGAGCAAGCGUUAAAAUUGCUUCACUGGAACAAGACAAACGCCAACGCAGCAGCAAUUAACAUGUUCCCAGGACAAGACCAGGACAUCAUAAUUGAGGCAAUGGAAGGUGGAACUAUCCAAGAUUACGCAACUACCGUUGGAAACAUCCUUGGGCCCCAAACAAUUCGCUUUGUCUCCCGAAUAUCUAACAGCAGAAUAUGCAUGUACCUCUACAGCAUAAACACAGCCACCAACUUUACAAAUAAUCAAACAUCAACUCCUUCCCAAGUACAAACUAACAUGUCAGCACCAUCAUCAAGUCAACAACAGCCUUCAUCACCUUAACAACUAUCGCCAAAUCAGUAACCUCGAUGUUAUGGAGGAUUUAAAAAGAAUAAAAUAGAAUUAAUAAAAAAUUAACUGCAACCGACAACAAGAACAACAAUUUACAACAAACAAUAAUCGAAUGCUGGCUUUAGCAGUCGCUGUAAAACACAUAUAUAACAAACAAAAAAGAUACCAACGAAUAAACAUUGAAUUUUCCUCGACAGGGGUAGAGUGGGUCUCUUAUUGAGAGAUGCAACUGUUUACAAAUGAACAAAAAAACACAAAGACCUUACUCUCGCUAAGAGAUUGCACUUAUCCCCUCUUUUUCGAGCAUUACAAUAUUAAUUUACAAUUAUACAUUAUAAACAACAGGAAUAGUUUAAGAUUUAACAAACGAUGAUUACUUAUAUAUAUAUAUAUAUGUGGCGGUGCGCGCUCAGCAACGCCGCGGUCGUCCGAGACGGGCACCGCGCCGGGGGCCCGAUCCCCCCGGGCCGAAUUUAACCGAACGACGUUCAGUACGAAUCCGACUGAGAAAGCGACGAGACUAAAGAAAUUAACUUACUGUAGAGAGAUACAAUAAAGACUGAUAUUUGACCUGGCAUACCUAACGGCUUACUCUUGAUAAUCGACACUGACCUUCGCUCUAUUGGAGACCUCACCUUCUCCAAAUAUAUAUAUAAAGAGAGAAAAUAUUAAUUAGGCGAAAAUAGUGAUUAUGAUGAUGAUAAUACGAUUUUAAGGUUAUAUAAGACUACAUGAGUUCUCGCGCGAUGCACAGAGAUAUUUAAAGAUUUUUAAUAUUGAUUAAAGAAAAAGUGUAAUGGAAAAGAGUAGUUUUAAAGAAUAAUAAAUAAAUUAAUGAUGAAUCA
Polistes dominula (European paper wasp) is the source of this 2559-nucleotide messenger RNA. RefSeq lists its product as uncharacterized. Lineage: Eukaryota; Metazoa; Arthropoda; Insecta; Hymenoptera; Vespidae. Gene Ontology annotation, molecular function: RNA binding. The record is from RefSeq and is a predicted model, not a curated record.